AUGACACUGGGCUUGGAUGAUUGGGCAUUGCAGCCGCCUCUUGAGCUACCGUGUGGAGACUGGAACUGUGAUUGUGCGUUCACUCGUCAGCGCGGGUGUUGCUGCGCCGCUCAGGACUUCUAUAACCUGGAGGAGACAGUCUUCACGCGCCUCAUGGGCCACUGGGGGGAGCUGCAGCAGCUCAACAGCGACAUCAAAGCAACUGCAGAGGGAAGGCAGGUGGCAUUCACCGCACACAUGUCCCCCUUGAUGAGUUGCUUUGGUCCCUUCACCAGCGAUGUGCCCAUCCCUUACCAGGAGGUGUCCUUCAACUCAGCCAGUGGAUACAACCCGACCCAUGGUAUCUUCACCGCCCCCGUGAGCGGCUUGUAUAGCUUCACCUUCACAGUCUUCUCCAAGGUGCCCUACUACGGCGACCGGCUGUACCACCACGUCAUCCUGAUGCGGGACGGCGUGCCCGUCACAUCGGCGUGGGAGGACAACCGCGAGGACACCGAGGACAGUGCCACGCACACGGUGCUGUUGACGCUGGCCCAGGGGGACCAGGUGUACCUGGUGCUGCAGUCCGGACGCGAGCUCUGCGGAGACCUGCAGGGCAGCAACAAGUUCAGCGGCUUCUUGGUGUACAAUAACGAGCACUAGUGAGCACCAGGACGCCAGAAUGCACACACACACACACACACUUCACAGUGUCAAUUCAACACAAAGUAGGACCAAAAACUCUUAAGAUUAGAAGAUUGUACAGAAGAUUGUUGAAUUCAAUACUGCAACAUUUACGGCACACAUU
This is a messenger RNA of Engraulis encrasicolus (European anchovy), 787 nucleotides long. RefSeq names its product cerebellin-3-like. The transcript is spliced from 4 exons. Gene Ontology annotation, molecular function: protein binding. The coding region runs from base 1 to 642 and encodes 213 amino acids. NCBI's taxonomy places the organism in Eukaryota, Metazoa, Chordata, Actinopteri, Clupeiformes, Engraulidae. The record is from RefSeq and is a predicted model, not a curated record.